Didymella exigua CBS 183.55 is the source of this 2148-nucleotide messenger RNA. RefSeq lists its product as uncharacterized. The record is from RefSeq and is a predicted model, not a curated record. The coding region runs from base 1 to 2148 and encodes 715 amino acids. Gene Ontology annotation, molecular function: DNA-binding transcription factor activity, RNA polymerase II-specific; sequence-specific DNA binding; zinc ion binding. Gene Ontology annotation, biological process: DNA-templated transcription; positive regulation of transcription by RNA polymerase II. The transcript is spliced from 2 exons. Lineage: Eukaryota; Fungi; Ascomycota; Dothideomycetes; Pleosporales; Didymellaceae.
AUGGAAUCCACAAACACGCAGGCUUGCGAUCGUUGCCACCGCCGAAAGACAAGGUGUGACAAAAGAAGACCCACGUGUUCGGGAUGUGAGAAGGCAAAUGCGCCAUGCGCGUACAGCGCCCGACCAAAGGAACCAGUGUAUCGGCGCGACUAUGUGGAGAGACUCGAGAAGCGUGCUCGACAGCUGGAAAACAACAACCAGGCUCCUGAUGAGCGUUUACCGUUUACGAGUCAGGUCCUAUCACCUGCAAGUCAAGCUCAAGACGUUGCUGGCACGGCUGAUCACCUCCACGAGGCUGCCAACGAAGGAUCUCUGCUCUCGACCCACGCUGGGGGUGACCGCCAAUUCCCAGGAUCAGCAAGCGGACUCCAGCUGGCAAGUCUUGUCAGAGCAUCUACUCAGCAGCAGACCGAUGCAGUCGGCAGCGCGCAGGAAAGCAGAUCGUCGAGAGAGCCUGAUUGGAGCACGGAUCACAAAGCGCUCCCUCCGCGACAGCUGGCAAAGAGCUUGAUAGACGCAUAUUUGGCCCAUGACGCGUUGUGCUACCCCAUAGUCCACCCGAAACAGGUCGCUAUUGCACUGGAAGCUGCCUACGCGGAGCCACGGUCGAGUAGCCUCAAGCCUUUUCAAGCUUUCACGUUCAACAUGAUCCUAGCAAUAGCGACUGCCCAGGUCUAUAAGUUCAACUGGCAGGUGUUACCUGACGCGGAGACUCAUCAUCAAAGAGCGAUGGCUCAUAUGGAACUGGUCUUGUCCGCCGGAGGUCUUCAUGGCUUGCAGGCCAUACUUCUGUGCUGUCAGUUCAGACUCAGCAGCUCCACGAAAGACUCAUCAUCAGGACUAUGGCAUAUGGUGGGCAUUGCAACCCGGAUGUGCUUCGAAUUGGGAUUGCACCGUGAAUUUACCUACUCAUCCCAACACGAGACCGAGCGCAAGAGUGAAGAGACGCACUUGUCCAUAUCGGAAGUUCUGAUGAUCUACCGGCAAUGCUUCUGGUGCGUGUUCUGCUUGGAUCGUGUCGUCAGCAUCACUCUUGGGCGGCCUCUUGCUGUUCAUCUCGAAGAUAUAGACGUCAAUCUUCCGUUAUUGUCGCCGGAAGAAGACGUCCUCUCGCCACAGAGCCAUGAUAGUGCAGAAUCGCUGGGUCUCGCUCCCAGCUAUCGAAUAGCAGCAUUCGCACACACCAUUCGUUAUCGGGCUUUAUGUGGCAAGAUGCUCACUUCACUGCAUCGCGGCAACGGACUCACCACGUCUUCCCUCAACGAACGCAUCUCAAAGCGUAAGGAGCUCGUAGCAGAGCUUGAAGGAUGGCGAAGCGAUACAGCUGCUCUUCGCCUACCAGACAUGGAUCUGUCGUCUCCACUUGCUGAAGCUCAAUCCAUUUUCAGAUCCAACGUCUGGUACGAGCUAUUGUACCAGAAUGGGAUCUUGCUCUUGUACCGGCCAGCUCCUUCAAACGCCAGUUCUGAGACCCAAGCAGAGGAUGAGAGCGUGCUGAGCAUUCAUGCCGCAGCCAAGCGAUCGAUUACGCUCUAUGGUUACUUGUUCAAGUCUCGCAAGAUCGAAUACUCGUGGAUCACCUUGCAUUCAGUGUUCCUUGCCGGGUUAUCAUACAUCUACGCAGUAGGACAGCACUUGCGAGAGCGGCUGAAGCGACGCAAUGGAGUCGGUCGAGGUUCACCGAGACCUCUGCUUCCGCAAGACCCUACGAUUUUGGACAUCGUGAACGACACGCGAGCGUGCUCGAAUGUACUACUUGCCGUUGCAGAGCGUUGCAAUGCACCGAAAAACAGCCAUGAGGUCUUCGAUCGCUUGAGCGACGCUGUACUGGCCGAUGCUGUCAAUCUGUAUACCAACUCACCUCAGAUGCAACCCGGCUCUCAAUGCGCAAUUCCCGCUGCAGAAGAAGCUCAUCCAUCACAUCAGUUCCAACCUGCGGGGGUACAAUCUUCGGGCCUAGACCCACGUCUUGCAGUGGAUAUAACUUUGGUUGAUUGCAUACCAGAUCUUAGACUAAUGUCUGACACAUGUUGGGGACAUGAUGCUAUAUAUCAGCUGAGCAUGAACUGGCUCGAUGGUUUGGAUGUCACCAACGACUUCGACACAGCUAUGAGUGGGCCGGACCUGUCGUACAGCGGCAACGCUUAG